Molecule: messenger RNA, 474 nt
Organism: Colletotrichum costaricense
Lineage: Eukaryota; Fungi; Ascomycota; Sordariomycetes; Glomerellales; Glomerellaceae
Exons: 2
Coding region: 1-474 (157 amino acids)
Biological process (GO): SRP-dependent cotranslational protein targeting to membrane
Cellular component (GO): signal recognition particle, endoplasmic reticulum targeting
Source: RefSeq, a predicted model, not a curated record
AUGCCGACCUACAAGACCAGCCAGGAAUGGCUGGAGCAGUCGUCUCUGCUCCUCCAGGCUCGUCCGACUACCACUAGAAUCACAACAAAGUACUCCAUCAAAGCAGUCAAACCCCGAAAGACCAAGACCUCGGAGGACGCCUCCGCCGCAGCACCCGCAGAAGAUGCAACCAUGACAGACGCCAAACCCCCGCGCGGCUCCCUCGUCAUCAAGACCUUCGACCCGGUCAGCGGCGUCGCCCUCAAAUACCGCACCACAAAGGCCGCCGAGGUCUCCCGCCUCAUCACCUGCCUCGGCGCCCUGGGCCGCACAAUGUCCACCUCGAAACCGGCAACAUUGGACGCCGCCGCCGCAAACAAGGACGAGCCGAUGGCCGAUGCGGGUGGGGAGGACACGCCGGCCGGCGCGGCGACGCCUGUGGAGAAACCCCAGGCUGCUGGAGGGGGAAAGAAGAAGAAGAAGGGCAAGAAAUGA